AUGUCUGCCGUCGACGAGAAAUCGGUUGUGGUCACCACAACCGAUGCUACUGGCGAUGCACCUACCUCGAAUCACAACAUCCUCACAAUCACACGACCAUCUCCCGCCCGCCAACAUCAACAAGGUCUCGUCUUAUCCACCAUCCAAGACGUUGACUCCACACACUCUUUAAGCCCUCCCCCUUCUGCCACAAACGAGAAAUCCAUUCUCGACUCCCUCAAUUCCCCCUACGAAUACCACCACUCGCACAACGACGAGUCCCACUCCGACUCCAAGAUGAACGUCAACGUCAUCCACUCCUCGUUCGAGAACGAUCUCGAGGCCCAAGCCCUGACGCAGGAGAAGACGCAGGCCAGCCAGAGCAAGUCGAACCUCCUGAAGAACAAGACCAAGUCGUGCGUCGACCCAGCUUGGCCCGGUCGAAACCACCUCAAGAUGCAGCGCAAGAUCGCCAAGCGGGAGCGCGCGUGCUGCAGACCGUGGGCGGCGCUGAGCAAGAAGACCAAGGGCAUCAUCUCGGCGGUCAUCUUCCUCGUUAUCCUCGGUAUCGCGCUCGGUGUCGGUUUCGGUAUCUCUUCGCGGGUUGGUGGCACGAUUCAGACGGGGAAUGGAACCAAUAAGCCGAUUAACACGAAGUGA
Messenger RNA from Mollisia scopiformis, 639 nucleotides. RefSeq lists its product as uncharacterized. Bases 1 to 639 code for a protein of 212 amino acids. The transcript has a single exon. The record is from RefSeq and is a predicted model, not a curated record. NCBI's taxonomy places the organism in Eukaryota, Fungi, Ascomycota, Leotiomycetes, Helotiales, Mollisiaceae.